Molecule: messenger RNA, 1542 nt
Organism: Cottoperca gobio
Lineage: Eukaryota; Metazoa; Chordata; Actinopteri; Perciformes; Bovichtidae
Product: transmembrane protein 237B-like
Exons: 14
Coding region: 177-1367 (396 amino acids)
Biological process (GO): cilium assembly
Cellular component (GO): ciliary transition zone
Source: RefSeq, a predicted model, not a curated record
UAUAUGCAUCCGGGUAACGGCUCUCUCCACAUGCAGAGCAUAAACAAAGUAAAUAAUCAAUAAGAAGCUGUUUGCGCAUUUUUAAACGGCUGCAGCCGUUAAAUAUUCCUAACAACCAAAGAUGAUUUAACUGGAUUAAUAUUUAAAGGCGCUUUUUUCCGGAGAAAUUGCUUAGUAUGGAUACGGGAGCUCUAACGAAAAUGCGACCCAGGGAGCUCCCGCCUCUUCCACAGCGCGGACAACGAUCACUUCCCUCAAUACAGAGUCAAGACGCAGCUGGAGAAGUACCCGCACUGAAACAUAAGAAGAAGAGGGUGAAGAGAGAGACGGAUGGAGUGGAUGAUACUGACGAUCAUGGGAUGGAGAUGGGAGGCCUGGACAGCCGGAGGGAAUCUGGGAUUGGAGAACAGCUUCCCCUCGAGACCAUGACGGACGCUCCCCCGCAGAGGAGGAAGAAGAAAAAGAAAACCGCCACUAUAGAUCUUGACGAUGACCAAGCCGACCUGGUGAACGGAGAGGCAGCAGAUCAGACGACUGAUGGAGAAGAAGUGGUCAAAAGAAACAGAAAGAGAAGGAAGUCAAGAGCCGUUGAAUCGCAGCUUCCCGAUGAGCUGGACGUAGAAGAGGACGACAUCAUCACCGACACUCCGCCUCCUAUCCCCCAGCAUUCCCUGUUCUCGGCCCCGCAGGGUCAGAGCCAGCUGGUGGGGAAAGUGUUUGUGGAGCGGAACAAGCGUUUCCAGGCUGCUGAGCGCUCAGACUGGAGGAAGACCAGCGUCCAGACGGAUCACGUGACAGACUUCCAGCACAUUCAGCCGCUCUGGACCACCAGAGACGUUUCUAUGAGAGUGCACGACGGCUUCAGGGUGUUCGGUCUGUAUUGUCACGGCUUCCUGGCGGGCUACGCCAUGUGGAACAUCGUGGUGGUGUACAUGUUAGCCGGGCAGCACCUCACCACUCUGUCCAACCUGCUGGAGCAGUACCACAGCCUGGCGUACCCCUCCCAGUCUCUGCUCUACAUGCUGCUGGCCAUCAGCACCGUGGCCGCCUUCGACAGAGUGAACCUGGCCAAAGGCUCCGAGGCUCUGCAUCAGUUCAUCACACUGAACCCCGUCGCGCUCGCCUCGUUCUUGUACUUCUCAGCGCUGGUGCUCUCUCUGAGCCAGCAGAUGACCAGUGAUCGGAUCAACCUGUACCCAGCCGCCAACACAACUUUAUGGCCACCGGGGUUGGAGCACCAGAUUCUCCACCCAUGGGUGACAGUCAACCUGGUGGUGUCUCUGCUGGUGGGGCUGGCCUGGAUCUUCAUCGCCACCCGACCGGAAACAGGACUAUACUCACGAUUAUCUGUACGCCAUGAGGAUUGAGCCUCACAAGCCAGAGGACAAAUCAGAAAUGACCGCCUGAGAAAAUAUAAUUCUGUACAUCUGCUCUGACAGCUUUGUCGUCAUUUUGCACAUAUUUUUGUGAACUCUGAAUGUGUUGUAGAUUAUUUUUUGAAAUGUGAAUGUGCUUGUGUCUUUAUAAAUAUUUAUCCAACAA